Messenger RNA from Micromonas commoda, 2062 nucleotides. RefSeq lists its product with no specific name. The transcript has 2 exons. NCBI's taxonomy places the organism in Eukaryota, Viridiplantae, Chlorophyta, Mamiellophyceae, Mamiellales, Mamiellaceae. Bases 1 to 1875 code for a protein of 624 amino acids. Gene Ontology annotation, biological process: regulation of GTPase activity. The record is from RefSeq and is a predicted model, not a curated record.
AUGUCGCUCACCGCGGGUCUCGCGUUUCGUGCGCGAUUUCCCGCGAGAGAAAAACUCGUUGAUUUUCUACGUGGCAACUAUCAUCAAGAUUGCAGCUCCUCGCCGCACGAGUGCACGAAUGCGAAACCGGAGCCGCAUGAAGCCACCAAACAUGAUGAAAGCGUUGUUAGCGAGAAGGAAGACAUCAUAUUCGCUCUAGCACCCGGUGCUACACACAUCGCUGCGGCAUGCGGUUCGCGCUUUGUCAUUUCUGCAACUUUGAUGCAUACGGGAACUUCUAUCUCGGAUGUAUCAUUAUGCACUGCGGAUGUACGCAAGGCAGGUGCCAGCGAACGUAUCUCUGCAGUUUGCUGGGUUGGGUACCGCACCCGUCCUUGUAGAAGUCUCGAAAAUUCCUCUGAACAUGGAUCCCCGGGCAGUGACCGUGAUGACUUGUUCGUAGUCGUUGGCACAAGCAUGGGCAAUGUUAGCUUCUACACACCUGAAGCUCGUUUGCUGUUCUCCAAAAGUUUUGCACACGUUUCUCCAGAAGUUGGCAGCUCCACUGUGUGCCACGCAACACCGGUCCGUGCACUUCACCAUCGAAUCUCGCGCAUUUCGCAUUCACGCGCAGACGCCACCGAAGACCUAAUAAUCGUAUUUGAUGAUAUGGUUCUGCGUAUGGAUGCCGUGGAACUCCGAUCUGUGACUCGACGAGCCUUUUUCACAGGGCUGAGUCUGUCGCGCGUGGAAGAGAAACCCUUGAAACAUCAGGCUAUCAAGAAAGCAGAAUGUGUAGAUGCGCCUGACGGUUAUUCCCUGACACUCGCAAACGAUAUAGCAGCGAAGACACCUAAUAAUGAGACUUUAAUUUUCAACUCUUCAUUUUUGGCAUUGACACGCUGGGGUCUAUCCAAAGUAGCUCCUCUUGCAGAUGCUUUUUGCAUUGGCAAGCUUCAAGUAGAAUUUGCACAGUCGGCAUUAUCAUUGGACGCUGGGGCUAGACAAAAAAGAAGUACGUUGUAUAGAGCAACCGGUAUAAUUGCUGCUGGUCGGGGUAUUCAUGACGGCCAGAACAAAGUUAUCGCUUUCAUGGCUACUCGCGUGGCCCAGGAGAAUACAUUGGAGGCAGUUACAACAUUUGCUUCAAAGGCAGCAUCAUCGGCAGUGUCCGCAGUGACUAACAUGGUGGACGGUGCUCUCCAUUUUGCCGGUGCUAUGUCGAACAACAUCUCCAUCUCCUAUUUACUCCCCAAGGGAGUAGCAAUCAAUUCAGUUCCCAAAUUGACAUUCGAGGGCGUUUCUGCAAAUGCGCAUUCCUCAAGUGGGCAUACCUGUGAAGACGAACAAGAAAAGUUAUACAGCUUGGCGGGGUAUUCACUCGAUUCGUAUUGCGCACUCAUCGAUUCAACUAGACGGGUGCAAAGGAUCAUCCCAGCACCGCGUGGCUCAAUUUUUGCUACUAUUGACACUCUCGGUCGUGUCGCAGUUUGGGAUGCCGCCGUGCCCACGAUGAUUACAACAACACUGAGUUUAAAAGGGCGCAGGCACGCUGAAAUAGCUUGGCUGGAGGUACCGCCACCGCCUAAGUGUACUGCGCAAAUGGCACUUGGCAGGCUGUACAUUGUCGUUCGUAGUCCACAUCGGAACAAAGGAACCGUGGAACUUUGGGAAGUAGGAGGAGAACACGCCGGGAUGGUGUCCGCCGUAUACAAGAAUGGGUGCAGCCGGAAUGGCCCCGUCGAUCUGAGGGCUUCGACUCUUCUGCAAGCUACAUGCCCAUUUGAAGCGUGCAUAACACCACGUGACUCAUCCAAUCCGGCUAUGUAUUUUGAGGGAAAUUCGCGUUGUUACAUUUUUGCGAGGAAUGGGGAUUUGUACGAGAUAUUUGUAUAAGAAGGUUUUGAAUCGGCCGUCGUCUCGAUCAAAUUAUACACAUGAGGUGACCGUCGGAAUGACUCGACCCGAUUGACCGCGAAGAAUUUUUUUCAACAAGUCAUUGUUGUACAUUCUACACAAUUGUAAAUUAGAGUCUUCUCGCAUGGCACAAAUUGUUUUGUAACCAACUUUAUGAUUUCUUGCG